AUGCAGAUGCGGCCAACGAGGGUGUUGGCGGUGCUGGUGCUGGCGCUGGCGUCGGCGACGGCUUGGGCGUCGUUCGUGCCCGAGCCGACCGCUCCGGUUUCCUACGAGGGACAGCAGGUGGUGCGGUUCGACGUGCGCAGGGCGGAAGACCGCGCCAAGAUUGAACGCUGGACGUCUGCUCGCGGCCUCGACGUGUGGGCGCGCCACCCGGAGUGGAUUGACGUGCGUCUGCCUCGCUCAGUCGCCGCAGUCGAGGACGUGCCCCUGCGUGUUAUGAGCAACGACCUGCAGCAGGACAUCGACGCCGAGCGCGCCUCGGUCCUUGCGGCUGCAGGCAGAGAGAUGACCGCGGAGAGCUUCUUCGACACUUACCGCUCGCUGGACGAGUUCAACCAGUUCCUCGACCUCCUCGCGACCAACUACCCCGACCUCGUCACCAAAAAGACGAUCGGCAAGACUGUGGAGGGACGUCCCAUCAAUGGCGUGCUGAUCGCGUCGGCCAACAAUACACGGAAGGUCGGCAUUGUGUACAACGGAGGCCAACAUGCGCGUGAGUGGAUCAGCCCGAUGACCAACGCGUACAUUGCCAACCAGCUCGUGUCCCUCUAUGGCAAGGACGACGAAGUGACGAAGAUGGUGGAUGAGGUCGAGUGGACCAUCUUCCCGGUGAUCAACGCCGACGGUUACGUUUACAGCUGGACCACGGACCGCAUGUGGAGAAAGAAUCGCCGCCUGAACGAGGACAGCUGGUUCCGCUGCUAUGGCGUCGACACCAACAGGAACUGGGCGUUCCACUGGAACGAGGGAGGAGCCAGCGGCGACACUUGCUCCGAAACCUACAGGGGCCCCAAAUCCUUCUCCGAGCCCGAAGUGACCGCCUUGGCCGAUUACAUCUCCGCACAGGGCAACGUCAAGGGCUACGCCGAUAUUCAUUCUUACUCGCAGCUGUGGAUGAGCCAAUGGGGCUGGACCACGGCGGAGGUGCCCAAGGACUUCACCACCCAGAACGACCUGUCCAAGUGUAUGCUUGCCCUGGCUGUGGCGGCGAUCAAGGCCACGCACGGCAAGGUGUAUGGCUAUGGACCCAGUGCCAAGGUGAUCUACGUCGCCUCUGGUGGCGCCGAUGACUGGACCUACGGUGCGCGCAACGUCACCUGGUCAUACAGCGUUGAGCUCAGGGACACCGGUCGCUACGGCUUCGUGUUGCCGGCCAGCGAGAUCGUGCCCACUGGGCAGGAGACCUUCGCUGCGGUGCGCGUGAUGGCCAACUACAUCCUCACCCACAUCUAG
Messenger RNA from Acanthamoeba castellanii str. Neff, 1290 nucleotides. RefSeq names its product zinc carboxypeptidase superfamily protein. NCBI's taxonomy places the organism in Eukaryota, Discosea, Longamoebia, Acanthamoebidae. Gene Ontology annotation, molecular function: metallocarboxypeptidase activity; zinc ion binding. Bases 1 to 1290 code for a protein of 429 amino acids. The record is from RefSeq and is a predicted model, not a curated record. Gene Ontology annotation, biological process: proteolysis. The transcript is spliced from 10 exons.